UCAGACAAACCACUGACACAGAAUCACUUCACUCUCAUCACAGUUUACAUCAGGACAAUGUGCGACUUUGAUUUGGCUCAAGCUCUGGACAGUCCUCUGGGAUUCGACGAUACAGGACCUGAGUCCCGCUGCUUCGACAUGACGGACGUUAAAAAAGAGAUCAUCAAACUUGACACGGGACUGAACCUGGAGAUUUCCUGCAACCCAAAAACCAUGAAGAGCGUCGCUACGCUGCUGAUGGCGGUGAACAGGAUGAAAAAGACCCCGACUCACAGCAGCUGGGAGCUGAGAGGCGACGAGCUCUGCAGAGUGAUCAUGGACAGCCUGGUGGACGAAACGGUUGUGAAGACGGUUGCGGACGCCACCACAGGACAGAGAAGCAUCAAGUUUGUACGUGUCCAAAGCGAGGAGUGCACUCUGAGCGACACCCAUAAGAAAGACAUCAUCUGCACCUCGGAAGAUUUCAAACUGCAGGCCGUCACUCUGAAAGGAGGAUACGGCGAUCGCAAAGUGAAUUUUAAACUGGUGAAGUACAUCUCCUGUGGUGCCGGGCAGACGUUUGUUCUGUCAAUCAAAAAUGCCAACAACCACAAGUUGUACCUCUCCUGCGUCAUGAACAGCGACAAUGCUGAGCUGCAUCUGGAGAAAUGCAGUGAGGACGAUAUAAGUAGCAGCAACGACAUGGACCGUUUCCUCUUCGACAAGAAAUUAACAGGAAUAUCUCUGACCAGGUUCGAGUCCGUUAAGUACCCCGGCUGGUUCAUCAGCACGUCUGAGAGCGAGAACCAGCCUCUGGAGCUGUGUCAAACGGACAGCGCCCAGCGUGUCACCUACUUCAAAGUCAGCUCAAAAAAUCCUUUGAUUGGCUGAAGCAGCUGUGUACAGUUACAGUUUCAUGUAUCCAGAUGCUGAGGGUACUUUUUUUUUUUUUUUUAAACUCUUUUAUUCUACCUGACCACUAGAUGGAGUAAUCACCUGCAGUAUGAUAAUAAUUCAGUGUAACCUACUAAAGAGACUUUAACUUUAUAUUAUUUUACCCUCAGGCAAAAUGAUGUGAAAUUUGUAUCUUCUUUACUGGAGAAUGUAACAGGAUAUUCCUAAAAUCUACUUCCAUUUUUAAUUAUUAUUUCCCAUUAACUUAACUUCAUUAUUGAUUGUCUGUUGUUACUAA
Molecule: messenger RNA, 1171 nt
Organism: Seriola dumerili (greater amberjack)
Lineage: Eukaryota; Metazoa; Chordata; Actinopteri; Carangiformes; Carangidae
Gene: il1b
Product: interleukin-1 beta-like
Exons: 6
Coding region: 58-870 (270 amino acids)
Biological process (GO): inflammatory response; cytokine-mediated signaling pathway; immune response
Molecular function (GO): cytokine activity
Source: RefSeq, a predicted model, not a curated record